This is a messenger RNA of Aspergillus wentii DTO 134E9, 1713 nucleotides long. Its product is annotated as ferric reductase family protein. Gene Ontology annotation, molecular function: ferric-chelate reductase activity. Bases 1 to 1713 code for a protein of 570 amino acids. Lineage: Eukaryota; Fungi; Ascomycota; Eurotiomycetes; Eurotiales; Aspergillaceae. The record is from RefSeq and is a predicted model, not a curated record. The transcript is spliced from 4 exons. Gene Ontology annotation, cellular component: plasma membrane. Gene Ontology annotation, biological process: copper ion import; intracellular iron ion homeostasis; iron ion transport.
AUGGAAACACAAAAACGCAGCGUUAGUACCUUCUACACUUUGCUCGACGACAAACUGGCCCAUUAUGCACUUCUCUCCCUCGGCUGUCUCGCCGUCCUUAUCUACGUAUGGAAGGCUGUAUUCCACUUCAACGCCCACCUCCGAAGACUAAACACCUUCAGCAACUCGGACCAGAAAUACUUUCUCAUCCCGAAUACCACCCUGGCGAGAAUAAAAAACCACCUCCUCUACGCACCCCUCUUUCAUACACGUCAUAAUCGCGAAUUCCAACUCUCCCGCGCCAUCAACAUGGGUACGUUACCGAGUCGACUGCACGGGCUUGUUAUUAUUGGUAUACUGUCGAUGAAUAUCACACUCUGUCUCGUGACAACCCCAUAUGGAAAGAGUGAAGCAACAGUAUCAAAGAUCAUCUUGAACAGAACUGGCACUAUGGCCACUGUGAAUCUCAUUCCGCUGGUUCUGAUGGCUGGUCGCAAUAAUCCUCUGGUCGGCCUUUUGGGUGUCCCCUUUGAUACCUGGAACUUGAUACAUCGCUGGCUGGGGCGGAUUGUCGUUCUUGAGGCGGUCGCUCAUGCGCUUGCGGAUGUUAUUCCUAGAGUGCAGAAGAGUGGCUGGAGCUACUUGGGAGCACGCUUUGAAGUGAGCUUAUUCAUGCUGAGUGGUCUUGUGGCCUGCUGUGCAUUCGUCGGUCUCAUGGUCCAUUCAGUCUCUCCGAUCCGCCAUGCAUUUUAUGAGACGUUUCUUCACUUGCAUAUUUGUCUGGUUAUUCUUGGUCUGGCUAUGCUAUGGGUACACCUGAAGGCUAAAGAAGCCGAUGCUCUCAAGUAUCUGGUCGCCGCUAUUACCUUAUGGGCGUUUGAGCGAGCCACCCGAUUGAUAAUCCUCAUAUACAGGAAUAUAUCAACCAAACACACCACAGCCGACGUAGAAGCCCUCCCGGGCGACGCGGUACGGGUAUCUCUCCGCCUCGCACGACCAUGGCGCGUCAAACCAGGCCAACACAUCUACCUCUACAUCCCAUCUAUCGGAUGGUGGAGCUCUCACCCAUUCUCAGUUGCAUGGGGCGCGUCUGGAGAAAUCACCGAGAAAAUUCCACACGAUGUCAGCAGGGAAACCAAAACCAUUUCCCUCCUCAUUCGUCGCCGGACGGGGUUCACAGAUAGCCUAUUCAAGCGUGUAUCAAACUCCCCAGACUCUCGCGUUAGACUGUCGGCGUUUGUCGAGGGUCCGUACGGGGGCACGCAUUGUCUAGAUACAUACGGGACCAUCCUCCUUUUCGCGGGCGGGGUAGGAAUCACGCACCACCUCCCCUUCGUACGAUAUCUAGUCCAAUCCUACGCAGAGAGAACAACCGCCGUGCGCCGGAUCACGUUAGUCUGGAUAAUCCAGUCGCCGGAACAUCUAGAGUGGAUUCGUCCGUGGAUGACUGAGAUUCUCGGCAUGGAUCGACGACGUGACAUACUCCGGAUCAAACUGUUUAUUACACGUCCUCGGAAUACAAAGGAGAUUGUUAGUCCUAGCGCAACUGUGCAGAUGUUUCCCGGACGGCCGAGUGUGGAUUUGCUGCUUGGGAUGGAGGUGGACAGCCAGAUUGGGGCGCUGGGGGUGAUGGUUUGUGGGAGUGGGGGAUUGAGCGAUGCUGUGAGGAGGGCUUGUCGGAGGCGAACGGGCAGUACGAGUGUUGAUUAUAUUGAGGAGAGCUUUUCAUGGUAG